UAUAAAUUAAUUGAACAACUACAUUUAUAAUAAAUGUAGAUAUUUGACCAAUGUGAUUCUGAUUUCUAGAUAAAUGUUUAUACCAAAAGCUAGGCUUUUAGUAUACAUCCUAACAAAUGACAGGUCGGACUGCCCAUCUCCCCCGAGCUGAAGAAAUAUAAGACCCGACCGGACUACCUUCAAGCAGCGAAUCUGCUAGCCGGUUUGAAGAUCGACAUCAACAAGCUUCUACCUGAAGGAGUAAUGUAUAUAUUCGGUUUGAGUCCGAACCAGACCCCGCUCCCGAGCAGCUUUGCGAACAUCGUAAUGGAGUCCGUGCUAUUCGGAAUCUUGAAGAAGAAAGCAGCCGCGCUCGAAGCGGCAGCGACCAAGGAAAUGGAGCAGUUGGGCAUCGCUCCGGUCGGCUCCCACGAGGAUGAGAGUGAAACGCAAGCAGGGGAGUUGGCCGCUCAGGCUUCACCUGUGGAUGCGGCUGGCGGUGCAACUCCUAGCAAGGAACCGACUAUUCGGGAGGAAGACUCCGAACCGGAGGAUGAGCUCCCGCUCGACAGGAAAAGACGGCGAGUUGAGAAGCCUCUCCGUUCGGCAACCUCCGCAGUGCAAGCGUCUGAGCGGAUGGACACCGCCUCUCAACGCGGCAAGGCACCAUCGGUCGAGGCACUCUCCUCCGAUCGGACUCCCUCUCAGUUGGAUACACCUGCGGGCCCCAUCGAAAUGGUGUCGGUUAGCUCCCUUCCUCCUGCACCACGCUGAGUCCUCCGCUCGGGCAUUUUGUCCACAAUGUCCAGCCCGACAUCUGAUCCUUUGGCGUCCGCUCAGACGACUCUGUGCCGGCGCCACACUAUUAGGGCCACCCUACAUCUCCCUACUGAGGCGUUCAUGGCCGAGUCCGAUUGGCCGACAACUCCUGAACAUAUGAUCACUAUGAAGGGGCCCCUCGCUGAGAUGUGGGCGGACGCUCGGGCCCGUGUGGCCAUGAUACCGCUCGACAAGCUGGCUGACAGUCACAUGCAGCAGUCCACAGGGGUAAGCUUUAUUUCCUCUUCUUUAUGUAGCCUUCCCGGUCGGCCUCUUAACACUUCUGUGUACAUCAGCGAUGGGUGGAAAACAUUGUUAUCGCCAACCACUUGGCAAUGGUGGAUGAAGAAUUGAAAAGACUGAAGAGUCCGGGCGGCCUGUCUUCCUCUCGAGGUCCCUCUUAUGCCGAGCUGCAGAAGGAGCUCGCAAAAACCAAGGACUUGUUAGAGGCCGAGCGGAAGAAGACGGUCGAUCAGGAAUACAUGCUGGACUAGCUUAACAAGCAGGUCAAGAGUUAUGACCACAAAAUUGAGCUCGCCACCACUCAGAAGAACACCGCCAUCGCUGAUUUGGAAAAAAAGAAUGCGGAAGCCCGAGCUGUGGAGCAGCGUGUGAAAGAGCUGGCCGAGCUGCUAGAAGGAGAGCAGAAAGGUCGUUCGGAGGAGGUGACCAAACUCAAGGACGAUGUGAAGGCCCUACAGGAGGCUCUAGAUCCUUCCCGUGCCACCUUCAAGGAGUACCAAGAAGCAGAGUCAGGCUGCGUCGCAACUCUGAGGCAAAAAUACAUCCGCUCGGCGGAGUUUGUGGAGAAGGUUUGCGACUGGUUGGUUAUCGCCUUCGAGUUGGCUAUCACUGCCACUGCGGACUAUCUGAAGUCCAAGGGUCAGCUCUUCGACUCCGUGGUCAUCGCUGCUACAGAGCAUGCGGCUCUUCUCACUACCAUCCCGAAACAUAUUUUCGACUACCUUGAAUGAAGUAUUUUCUGUAAUUCUACCGAUCGACUAGACUUUAAUUUUAAUAUGACAUCUGUAACUUUAUCCCUGGUCGGCGGAUUUUUAAAAGUAAUUUUUAAAUGAAUGCCCACUUUUGCUACGUUAGCCUUUCAUUUUGAGUGUUCCUUGUAACUGUGCCGACCGGUCUCUCGACCUUUUUCCCGCAGGGAAUUUCUUAACUUCGUCGAUCGGUUAAACGACCUCCCACUCUGCCUGGGACUUCUAUGAGUUUGUCGCUUGGGUGUUUUUCUUUACUGCGUCCAUCGGUCAAACGACUUCCCACUCUUCUAUGAUCUUUUCGCUGUGUUUUUCUUUACUACGCCGAUCGGUCAAACGACUUUCCAUUUUACAUGGACUUUCUGCUAGUGUCUCGCUAAAGUGCUUCAAUGCGACGCUGCCUCAUUGAUAAGCGAAUCUGUCACAUCCGCUAAUCAAAUUGUACAAAUAUAUUUUCACUGAACCCCUUAAUUACACAAUAAUGUUGUAGUAACGAGCCCAGGAUCGAUCUCUCGAGGAACAAACGGUAGGAUGUAAUCUUAGGAUCGUAUUUUAUUUCUAUUUUUGGGGUUUUCGAUAUAAAAAUGGGGAUUAAGCUUUGAAUCUAAUUCUAACAAAGGACAAGCACAGCAAAUAAGAAACUACACUACUGCUAAAAUUAAAGCUAAUUAAACUACAGAAAACUAAAUUACUCACUAAUACUUAACCCUAAGCUAAAGCAAGAUUAAUAACAACUUUAAAAUCAAUUGAAACUAAAUUACUCCAAACAUUUGAAUUAAAACAAUUAAGCUAAAAGAAAACUAUGAUUAUUGAAUCCAAAUAAAUCUACCAACAAUAAAAAGCAUGCAUAAAAGAAACCCUAAACCAUCUCAACACUAAACCAAUCUUCUUGGCAACUUCUCCUUGUCGUCACAUAAGGAAACAGCAGAGAACACUCCAACUGUAAUCGGGGAAGACAACCUCAGCAACUAAACUCAGCUCAGCCUUCACCAGCACCAUCGGAGACCACUCCAAACGAAUCUGAUGAAGAUCGAUGCUGCCAACCUCAGGAAAUCUGCAAAUCUGCGACUGCAACCUUAGAUCUGAUGUGGAGAAGAUGAUGAAUGAAAUGUCGUCGGAAAUGGUCCAGAAGUAGUGGAGGAACACCGCCAAAGCUCACGGAUGGAAGCAGAACCACCUUGGAGGAACACCUCGGAAUCGGCGGCGCGGUAGAACAGAGGUUUGCAGACACAAUUCUCACUGUAGGACCACCUUGGAGCGAGGUCAAAUCGCCGGAAGCUGAACGCUAGUAGUUGGGAGCAUCGUCACCGAUGAAUUCGCCGGAAAAUGGAUGUGGAAAUGGAGAUGGUGGUCGGAAUCUCGCUGGAGACACGCGACGCGAAGCACAGGAGAAUCGACGAAGACACUGUAGCACUGUAGCUUCUCUUUUGAAUCAGAUCUGGAUAUGAUCGGACGGCUGGGAUUGAUUUGUCUCUUGAUCAACGGUGAAAAGUCAUCCAAAAUCUGAUCCGAAGGUACUGAUCUUGAUCUA
Zingiber officinale is the source of this 3318-nucleotide messenger RNA. RefSeq lists its product as uncharacterized. NCBI's taxonomy places the organism in Eukaryota, Viridiplantae, Streptophyta, Magnoliopsida, Zingiberales, Zingiberaceae. The record is from RefSeq and is a predicted model, not a curated record. The transcript is spliced from 2 exons. The coding region runs from base 244 to 753 and encodes 169 amino acids.